AUGGGCUUUCUCGGGGCGUCAUUAAGCCUGCUUUUGGCCACUGGCGCAGUCGGCAACCCAAUCCUACGGCCACGCCAGAUACCAUGGCCAGAACCAGUCCCAGCAUCUGCGGUCGGUCCGCUUGACUGGUCCACGAUACAACCUUCGGCCUUCAGUCGACGGCAAUCCGUCAACAGACUCGCUUCCGUCAAAGCCGCCGCGGAAUCCGCCCCUCCCCUGGCCGUCGACUGGCGAAACCGCAAUGGGCUCAACUACAUUACGACGGCGCAAGACCAAGGCGUCUGCAAUAGCUGCUGGGCCUUCGCGGCCGCGGCCCUGAUCGAGUCGAUGGUGCGCAUCGAGCACGGGGUAUGGAGUAAGCGCAGCGAGGCCGAUGUGCACGAUGGGACGGGGGCGGCAUGCGAGAGUGUCGGCAACGCCGAGGAAACCCUUGCGUGGGUGGCCGGGCAGGGCACCGAGUUCCUAAACGACACGGAAAAAGCGCGACCCGGCAUUGCCGACUGGCCGUGCGACCCGUACGAGGCGACGCUGCAUGGCUACGAGCAUUGUGCGGACCGGGAAGGGAGGACCACACAUAUCCCGUAUUACCAGGCCUUGGGAAUGAUCGAGGACCAGAAGAGGUGGCUGGAUGAGUACGGGCCGCUGAUUGUUACGUUUGUCCUAUACAAGGACUUUGGGUCAUGGAACCCGACGACCGAGGGGAGCGUGUAUAAGUGGGACGAGGUCUCGGCGUCAACGGGGAAUCACCUCACGAUCGUCGUGGGGUAUGACGAUGAGAAGCAGGCAUGGAUCAUGAAGAAUUCGUGGGGACCCAGCUGGGGAGAGAACGGCUUUGUUUACUUUGCCUACAACCAAGCCAAUAUUGACAGCUGGACCAAAUACGGCGUUGCCAACGUCAACCCGGAUCCCUGGACUCGCAAGCGGCACCAAAGCGGCAGUAUGAUGCAGUCGGGCAACGGCCCAACGCACCGCAACUUUGAGCUACUCCUCAGCGAGCCGGGUGGCUCUGGUUUUGCUCACGUUUCUCGCGACUCCAACACUACGCAAUGGAGCAAGGUCUUUGACAUCGAGGGGAGCAGCCUCAGCGGCCAACCAGCGAUUGUGGGGACAUCCUUCAACCGGGACUUCCACGCCGUUGGGGUUGACGAGGGUCACACGGUGCGGCAAUGGGAAUACAGCCAGUCCGCAAAGGAAUGGUCGCAGGUUUCCGCCAUUGAGGGAGAGAGCAUUGACGGUUUCCCUGGUCUGGCCCAGAGUGAUGGCACCCAGUUGGUCAUGGUGGUUAAGCAUGCCGACGGAACGCUGAACGAAUGGCAACAACCCCCAAACAGCACGACAUGGACCCUCUCCAACUCCCCCAUCGCGAGCGACAUCGCCCAAAGCGGCCCCUCCCUCGUCCAAUCCAACGUUGCCCUCAACAUCUACGACCCGCAGAGUGUCUCGCGGGGCAACCUGUACACUGUCGCCGUUCGUGUCGAUGGCAAACUGCAAUUGUUCUGGCGCGGCGGUGAGGAUACUGCGAAAUGGUCAGCCGGUGAAGUGUUUGGCUCGGGAAUCCCGCCGGACACGCCGCCGGUUAUGAUCCAGGACUACCUCAACACGGUCAACGAAACGAGCAUUGGUGGCUUCCAGCUUGCCGUUGCUGUCGACGGCAGCGUGCAGUACUGGGAAAGGUUGAAUGACGAUAUCGACCGGGAGGUGCCGGUGGAGGGCGAGCAGGGGAAAUGGAAGUUGACCGAGACGGUUGGGACCGGGGUGAAGCAUGUUUGGGCGUUGGUUCAGGGGAGCUUUGACCAGAAGAUCCAUAUGGUAACCGAGGGAGAAGAUGGGGAGGUUUCUUACUGGGAGCGGGACGGGAAGUGGGCUGAGGUCGAGAAGCUGGCCGCCUUGAGUGACGCAGCUUGGCCUAGGUCUGAACCGGUGAGCGGUGGCUGA
Chaetomium fimeti is the source of this 1935-nucleotide messenger RNA. RefSeq lists its product as uncharacterized. Gene Ontology annotation, cellular component: lysosome. The record is from RefSeq and is a predicted model, not a curated record. Gene Ontology annotation, molecular function: cysteine-type endopeptidase activity. Bases 1 to 1935 code for a protein of 644 amino acids. Lineage: Eukaryota; Fungi; Ascomycota; Sordariomycetes; Sordariales; Chaetomiaceae. The transcript is spliced from 3 exons.